AUGUCGAAUGGAGAUUAUUUAGUUGAUAAAAUUAAAGUUUAUUAUAAAAUAGUCACACCUGAGUUUCCAAAAUCAGCAUCUGAAUCAGCUUGUACACAUUCCUCUUAUGAUUCUCAAGGUUUGCAUUAUGAGGACCGGGAUUCUUCAAAUUCUGAUUUUAUGUGUACACUGGUUGAUUGUAAAAAUUCUCUUUCUGUUUAUGACGUUUUGGUUAAUCUUAGCCAUGUCUUAUGUCACUCUGAAUCAGUUAUGUUCACCAAGGUUCUUGUUCCAUUGGAUUCCUUAUUCCCUUAUCCUGUCAAUUUGGACUCUUUGAUGAAAGAAUCUAACGUGACUCGUAGUAAUUAUUCCAAAAGUUACCUAGGACGGUCUGGUACGAGGCCAAACAUAUUCGAUGAACAUAAUAACGAAGUAAAUCGCAACAACCCGAGUGUGGAAUCAACUACAAGGGGCUUUAACAUUUCAAACAUUUCCAAAAAUUUUAAAAUUGACACUCUGAUGUCUAGAUUUAGUUCACUUAGGAGUGCAGAAGAAAGGAAACACACUCAUUUGGUAUGGGUUUAUGCCAAUUUAGAUGAACCCAUUCGCGUUAUUGACAAUAAAAUAUACAUAAAGGUCUAUUUAUCUAAUAAAUCGUACAAGCGUUCAAAUGAUACUUACACAAACAUAGCUGAUUUUAUCAGUACAACCACUAAAUAUGAUAGUGUCAUUGAUACAUCAUUCGCCGCUCCUAUAACUGAAGCUAAAACUAAAGUUGCAAUCGAUGAGCCAUUAUUACCUUCAGACAGGGAUGAGAUUAAUGAAAUGAUUGACAAGUGGUCUCUUACUUCUGAUGGUAAAUUAAAGGACAUUCAGGAUGUUGGAUGGGAGCCCAUGCCACUCAGUUUGCUCGUUGGCGAUAAGGACUCGAUUAAAAAAUACUACAAGCUCUACUCACUUUUCAUCCGGAUAAAAUCGGCUCUAAAGGUCCUAGGAAUAGGUUUCUUUCAGAGCUCAUAA
Molecule: messenger RNA, 999 nt
Organism: Theileria orientalis strain Shintoku
Lineage: Eukaryota; Apicomplexa; Aconoidasida; Piroplasmida; Theileriidae
Exons: 4
Coding region: 1-999 (332 amino acids)
Source: RefSeq, a predicted model, not a curated record